AGCUCUUAGGCUGUUUCCGGCCACCUCAGCGGGAAGUGAAGACGCAAGCGCCAGUAUCUUGGGAAAGUGAGGUAGAGGUUUUACUGUCCUCUCACCAGGAGAAGUGAGAACGACGCCACCGGCAGUGCGGGGUGGUGGUGGGUCCCUGUAGCCAGUGAAGAUGGUGUUGCUAACGAUGAUCGCCCGAGUGGCGGACGGGCUCCCGCUGGCCGCGUCAAUGCAGGAGGACGAACAGUCUGGCCGGGACCUUCAACAGUAUCAGAGUCAGGCUAAGCAGCUCUUUCGAAAGUUGAAUGAACAGUCCCCUACAAGAUGUACCUUGGAAGCGGGAGCCAUGACUUUUCACUACAUUAUUGAGCAGGGAGUGUGUUAUUUGGUUUUGUGUGAAGCUGCCUUCCCUAAAAAGUUGGCUUUUGCCUACCUAGAAGAUUUACAUUCAGAAUUUGAUGAGCAACAUGGGAAGAAGGUGCCUACUGUGUCUAGACCAUACUCCUUUAUUGAGUUUGAUACCUUCAUUCAGAAGACGAAGAAGCUCUACAUUGACAGUCGUGCCCGGAGAAACCUAGGCUCCAUCAACACUGAGUUACAAGAUGUGCAGAGGAUCAUGGUGGCCAAUAUUGAAGAAGUGUUGCAAAGAGGAGAAGCACUCUCAGCAUUGGAUUCAAAGGCUAACAAUUUGUCCAGUCUGUCCAAGAAAUACCGCCAGGAUGCGAAGUACUUGAACAUGCGUUCCACUUAUGCCAAACUUGCAGCUGUAGCUGUAUUUUUCAUCAUGUUAAUAGUGUAUGUGCGAUUCUGGUGGCUGUGAAGUAGUAAAUACAGUCACUGAUACGGGAGAACAUAGAACCUGGCAGGUGUAUGUUUUCAGGAAGCUGAGCUCACAGGGAAAUGUAUUAGAACCCAAAUGGAACUUCUGCCUCUAAAGACCUUGGAAGAAAACACACGUCCUGAAAAUGAAAGAUCACACCUCAUUUAAUGAAGCUUAACCCUAUAUGGAAAGUCUCUUUUGGGGGCAGCGGCUUUCUCUGGGUGCUAAGCCAUAUAUGUUAGGGAACAGUAGAUUGUUUUGUUUUUUUUCCCUCCCAGUAAGAGUUUAAAACAGCACUGACUGGGACAUUAAUCCUCUAAUAGAGCCAUCAGUGGGAUGUAAGGUAACCAACCAUGCUAGCAGCAUUCUGAAAUUCCUUCAAAGAAGGCAGCCAUUUGGGAAGUUUUUUGACUUUAAGUAACAUUCCUUUUGUUGGUGACAUUUGUGAUUUUCUAUAAUCUGAGUUUUUGAUGACCUUUCAAAGCAGACUCCAAGUAUGUGAAGGUUAAUUGCUAUGCUGCGCAGAUCCUGUCUGUUGGCCCCUGGAGGAAGUAAAUUUUGUUUUCUUUUUAUAUUUCACUUAUUUCCUAGUUGCUUUAGAGUUAAAUGAAUUAUGUUAAGAUGCCUUGAAAUUACAUAGCACUCCUUGAUUAAGAAGCUAAAGUUUUUUCUCUCGUUUACCUUUUGAACAAAAAGACUUAAAUUAGCACAUUUAUUUUGCGGCAUUUGGUUUAUAUUAAUAUGAGAGCAAUAUAGCAUAGUAUAGCCAGAGGCCCAUGGCUUAAUAAAAAGAAAAGCCCAGCUUAAAACUACUUUGUCAUCGCUCUUGCUCACUUUGUUCACUACAGUUUUUUCCACUCCUUGUUUCCUUUCUGCCAUAGUUUGUUAACAUUUUAAAAAUUCCGCUGUGCCCAGUAAUUUCACAUCCCAUAAACAUCCUCAGGAUAUUCUCAAAUUUUAAAAUGGAAAAUGUUCAGCUGUAUAGUUAUUUAAAUUUAAAACUUGUAGAUCACCUACUAAAACUUACAACUUCAUUUAUCUGAGAAGUCUCUGAGAGCACUUCAUUCCUAUUUCAGUUUAUAUAAAUUCUCCAAGAAUGUUCUAGAGAUAGGUAAUUCAUUUACAGUGGUUUCUACUAAUAAAAAUACCUAUGAUUAUUUUUCCUUUUUUGCUCAGGGAUAAUGGGGAUUUCCUUUUACUUUCUGAGGUGGAGUUUUUUAAAUGGGGAGAAUAGGCCUCUUGAAUGUUAUCACAAGGGUCUACAGUCUAUAUAACCUGUAACUCCUAUGCAUACCAUAAAUAUUUCUUUAAAUCCUAUAAGGAAGAUGAGCCUUAUUACUUCUGAACAUCUUUGGAAAGAUAACUAGUGGGCAAAUUUAUGACCCAAAGGAAUAAUCAGAGCUACUGUCCUGAUUCCUGGUAGGGAAAACAGUCUUAUUUCCUUAUGACACAGCAAAUAGAAAUGCUUAUUUUUAUUUCUUAUAAUUUACAAAACUAGAAUAAUUUUUUUCUUUCUAUUAUGGACCUAAAAUUUGUUCAUUGGAGUUUUGUGCAUGAAACCAAAGGUUACUUUUUACAGAGAAUAAGUGCUUUUUAGUCCCCUAAAAGGUUUAUUCUUUGAGUAAUGAUAUUGACAAUAAAAGUCUUUGAAAGGCUGAGAACCUAAAUAGCGGUACCGUAGCAUUCGGUGCUUCUGUAGGAGUAAGGGUGGCAGCUCAUUGUUGAGAGUUGCAUGCUGCAGCCUAAUGGUCAGCAAUGAAAUAAAUACUUCUAGAAUGUUCCCUGCAGUGUGAAGUUUUGUUGCCUAGUUUACUUAUGUACACAUAUCCUUUAUAAAUGCAUUUCUACCUAAUUUCAGUGGGGUAAUUGAAAAGAGGUGGGGUAAAUGAUGAACAAGAAAGUGGUUUUUCGUUCAGGGCAGUGGAAAAAUGAAAGAAUAAGACUCAGUACAUUCUUUGCUGUUCUUAAUACGAAAAAGCAAGAAGAUAUAACUAGAUGAAAUAUAUCAGCAAACCAAACACCUAAAAUGGAACAUGAUAAGUACUGUAUGAAGGUAUAGAAGCAUAGUAAGACAGGACACAUUUCUAUAGAAGGAGAAGAAUGGGACAUUCUAGGGAGCAUCAGUGGUAUGUGCAAGGCAUACAAAAAGAGUGACACACAUUUUGGAGAUGUAAUAGCUUUGUUCAGUUUAACUCAGGAUAAGCAGAGGUGACUGAGGAGACAGGAAAAGCUAGACUGGUAUACCGUAAUACACGGACUUGUCUGCCAAGCUAAGGUGAAGACUUACAGCUUCAAGUGAGCAUUUGGCCAUAACAUAAAAGCUAAAUUACAGAGCGAUAAGGUUGAAAGUAGGGAGAUGAGCCAGGUAUGGUGGCACAUGCCUAUAAUAUCAGCACUCAGGAGGCUGAGGCAAGAGGAUCACCAUGCGUUUGAGGCCAUCCUUAACUACAAUAGGGAGUUCAAGGCCAACCUGAACUGUAUGAGACCCUGUCUCAAUAAAAUGAAGAAGUAGGGAGAUGAAACUAAGAUACCAUCAGACACAGAAUUAAACAAGCCAGUUGCAAGUGACUUUCAAGACAGGACUGAUCAGAGGUACCAAAUUUUUUUUUAGGACUUAGUUCUCACAUUGACUUUUGAAGUAUGUUCACACUAUUCUAUGAAUAAAGGAACUUAGUGGCAAUAGAGCUCUGAGGCACUGAAGAGUUAAGCAAUUUGCCCAAAAUCACAGAGCUAGAAAGUGAUGAGCCAAGAUUUGAACGUAGGCAGUUUGGCUCUGGAAUCUCUGUUUUUAACCACCAUACUACCCAACCAAGCAAUCAAAUAAAAUAUGCACUAAAAAUAUAUUGUAAAUUUAGCAACCAGAAAUUUGACCAUGCAGGUAGAAGUAAUUCUAGAGGGCUGGUGAUGGAAGCCAGGUUGUAGUGGGUUGAGGACUGGACCAUUGGAAUUGAAGAACUACUCUCACAAGAAGCUUUUCUGUUCUUGUGACACAGAACUUCAUGGCUUAAGACAUCUCAUAAAUACCAAAAUUUAGAAAUAUAUGGUACCUUGUGCAUCAUCUAGUCAUUUAAAUGUCUAAGAGUCAUUUCUCAGCUUUUUUAGAAAUCUUUGAAAACCUGCUAAGAGGGGUGCACCUUCUCCCAGAGAAAUGUUCAUGUGUACAUGCGUACCAUGUAUGUACCAUUUCAGGCUAUUCAAGGACAACAAAGCCUGCUUAUCUUGUGGUCCCUGAUCCCUCAAUUAAGAACACCACAUACAUAGGUUGUAGAACUCAAAUUGAAGUACUCAAAGGGCUUGAAAACUUGGUUGUGAGUUAGAAAUAUUUUACAGUUUGAACAACUUUUUAAAUGAGAUGUAUUGAAAUACUGUACAAAAGCAUUUGUAUCAAAUAAUAUUUUCCUGUACUGCAUUCAGAUUUGGUUCUUCUAAAAAAAAAUUGGGGGUCUCAGUUCCUUCAAAUCACAUGUAAGGAAUUUGAAAUUUAUGUCUUCUACUUUUAUCAGAAGUUUAUCAGAAAAGCAAAAAGGAAGUGUGUAAUCACUUUUGCUCACAGGAUUUAAUAAAAUAUGUGUAAUAAAAAAAUCUCAAUUUAAAUUCCCACCUUGUUGGGACUUGAGUGUUAGUGGCCACACAGUUAAGGCGGACACAUUGGAGGUACUCAGCAAAUAUCUGCAGGAUGUAUGCACUGAAUUAUUUUUAAAAAGUACAUCUUAAGUCUGGGAAUGUUUUCAGUUGAUCAUCACGCCCACGAUUGCUUUUAUGUUGUACAGGCAAUAUUUAAUGAUCUUUUCAUAUCAACUACUUCACCACUUUUUCGUAUGAAAAAGUGACUUCAGUUUAGUGAUUAAAUACCUUGAUCAACAUACAUAUAAGGUAAAUACCACGCUGACAUUCAAACCUGGUCUGAGGCUUCGUUUUAACUACUGACAGCAGUGUGCACUGCUAACCUGGUUACUUCUUUGCAGGUUGUGUGGUAACCAUUGAGGUUUGCUGGACUGGCCAUAUAGGGGAAGGUAGUAAGACCAAUAAAAAGACUGACAGUGAUAUCUAUUUGUAUGCUUUUUUAGUCACUUGCAUUAAUUUACAGUGUGUUACUUACACACUUAAAAGUUUAAAAUAAAGUUUCUAAUUGGUUUUUCUUGA
This is a messenger RNA of Chinchilla lanigera (long-tailed chinchilla), 4951 nucleotides long. It is a transcript of the gene Sec22b, whose product is annotated as SEC22 homolog B, vesicle trafficking protein. Gene Ontology annotation, biological process: vesicle fusion with Golgi apparatus; endoplasmic reticulum to Golgi vesicle-mediated transport; retrograde vesicle-mediated transport, Golgi to endoplasmic reticulum. The transcript has 5 exons. Bases 161 to 808 code for a protein of 215 amino acids. The record is from RefSeq and is a predicted model, not a curated record. Gene Ontology annotation, cellular component: endoplasmic reticulum-Golgi intermediate compartment; SNARE complex; endoplasmic reticulum membrane. NCBI's taxonomy places the organism in Eukaryota, Metazoa, Chordata, Mammalia, Rodentia, Chinchillidae. Gene Ontology annotation, molecular function: SNAP receptor activity.